AUGUCUCCUACGCCUGAAGAAGAGGAAUCCGUUAAUGACAAGCGACCUGGCAGUAAGCCAGAGGAGGAGGAGGAAGAUGCGGCGGCGGUAGUGGACGCCACGCCGAAGCAGGCCGCUAAGAAACGGACCAAGACUGGCUGUCUCAGUGAGUUUGAUCUUGUCUUCGGGUACUACCUGCGGAGCAUUGACACUGAUAUCUUCUCUAAAAAGCAUGCCGUAAAAGACGAUCUUUCCAGGAUAAAAUGCGGCGAAGAAAAGCCAGUGUGCAAGAACUGUAUCAAGUCGAAGCGCGAAUGUGCCGGAUACUCUCAACCUGUUGUGUACAAGGAGCAGAACCAAGGACAGAUUGAUGCAGCCCCCGAGAUUGGCGUUGGGUUACCGUUUCAAAAUCAAGAAGUCACAACUGCACUCAACCAACAUUGGCACCCAGGACAAGAAUACCUGGGAUUGCCACAUGGCUUUGGUCAAACAAAUCCUACGCCUUAUCAUCAAUCACCAUUUAGCGCCAGCUACCAUGCAAUGCCAUUUGCCCCGAUCAACCUCCCUGGUCAUACAAGCGUUCCAAACACAGAGUAUGGGUGGCAAAGUACUCAGCAUCUCCCAAAUCUGCAAUACCAUGGUAUACCCGAGGCCUCGGGAGGAAGUGUACCAGGGUUUAACUCAUCGGACAAUCAGGCUGGAAGUUCGACAGCCUUCUUCCCUGUCGACCCUCGACUGAUGGACAAGUCGCAGGCGUGGGCUUUGGACCCUGCUUUGGCCCAAACUCAGACUUCACAGUCCACAUUCCCCUCCAGCAACCACACUCUCGCAUCACAGCAGCCCGUUCUUGCACAAUUCCAACAGCGACGUGCUCCACUGCCUUACCACUACGGUGUAUCACCUCUCCCUAUAGAGGAACAUGUGGCUAGGCAAUACAGUGUCCAUGGUAGUUCACAUCAGCCGAAGUCUAUAAGUGCCUCAUCCCGUGGUCCAUCUGUGCUGGCCCAACCUACAGUCCACCUGGAUGACGAUGAUUAUGAGGAUCCAGAGGACCCGUUCGAUGUUGACAUGGAAGAUUUGAACCUGUCAUAUCAAGAUGCGGCAAACAAUCUCACAGACAUACUCGGUCGUGCCGGGCAGCUCGAUGCACAAGCUGCGAAAUUGUAUGUUCCAAGAAGGACAGAGUAUCGGACUAUCGCGACAUACCGGCCGACAGUAACACAAUCACCGCUUCGCGACGAGAGAAACGAGCAUAUAUUUUGCCAUUUCGUUGAAAUCACGAGCAACACUAUAUCCAUCUUUGAGCGUCAUCACUACAGUCCCAUUGCAGCGCCUGCUAGAACUCUCUGGAAUUUUACAAUACCAGCCCUGGCCUUGUCGCAUACGGCACUCGCACAUGCAAUUUUGGGGUUGGGAGCCCUUCAUCUUGCGAGAUUGAACAACUCUUCAGAAAACCUUGCGAUCAAGCAUUUUACCUUUGCAGUUCGAAGGGUUGGGAGGCUCUUGGGACUCCCCAAACGGCGGCAUGAAAUAGCGACCCUGGCUACGGUUCUGCUCCUCGGAUACUAUGAGGUGGUUUCUGGCGACCAUUCACGGUGGAACCUUCAUUUGUCAGGGGCUAUGAGGCUACUACAGGAGCAUGAUUAUGCCGGCUUAACACGAACGACGAGACGCAUGCGAAUCGGGGCAAAAGCACGAGUCAAUCAGUGGACGGCUCAAUUCGCAUUGACCGAGGAGAACUAUGCCCGUGUAGCGGGUAUUCCUCUUGCCUUGCUUGACGACACUGACUGGGAGCCUGAUCAGGCACUCAUCUCCCGGCUGACGGGCCUCCGUGUAAACUAUGACCAACAAUUCCAGCCGAAUUUCAGCUCUCGUCCUGCAAUGCCGGAUCUUACGGAGAAAGACGUCGAGGAUUUCAAGGCCAAGAUGGAUCUGAGGUGGUGGUACUGCAAGCAAGAUGUUUUCCAGAGCAUGGUCUCCGGCGACCGGCCACUGAUGCCUUUCGAGGAUUGGAUCCACUGUCCACCUAGAGGUCAAAUUGGCCGGUCGGACAAUCCGUAUGGCACUUUGGAUCAUCUGCUUCUAGUCAUGGCACGCCUAGCUGAUUUCGGCGGCAAAGAUCGUGGGCGCAAACAACGAGCGGUGGCUGCCCAGGGAGGGCAAUGGAGGCCACCAAAAUGGCUGUUUGGACCUCAAGGGCCGCCUGGUCAGUCAGGGAGGAAGGACGGAUCUACUCAUCCUAGGCAAGCUGCAGAAUCGCCUUCUGAAAAGGGUUCCGCAACCGCCAAGUCAGCAGCUGCUCAGGCGGGAGCAAGGCCUUCACCAGCCCCUAGCGCCAAUGAAGGCAGAGUCAGGCAGAGUAAACCCGGCUUACAGUCUGGUCCAGGCCCAGGCCCGGGUGUCGGUCCCCCUAUGCUUGGGAUGCUACCGCCUCCAUCCGAGCCUCUGCAGCUGGACUCAGCUUUUCGAUCCAUGGACGCCAAUAUUAAGGACUCAGCUUUCGUGUUCACACGUGAGCGGAAGGAGACCACACCGCCCAGCGACCUUGAGGACGACACUGCCAAAGCAUUGGCAGAAUAUAAUGAGAUCAGCAAAGCCUUCGACACAUUCGCAGAAUCCCUGGGUCCGGAAUUCGAACCUCUGAAGCAAAACGGACCCCCAAUCGCUACACCUUUUGGACCGGCGCUGAUAUACAAGAAUGGCGCCGUUGCGUGUAUAUGGGCAUGUUACUAUGUCGGACGCAUCUCGUUGCAAAGACUUCAUCCCGAGAUGCCGCCAGCAGCGAUGAUUGCUGCUGGUGCCACCGCACAUCUUACUCGGGAGUAUGCGCAGAUGGUGGGCAAGAUCUGCGCAGGGCUAUACUCAAGACAGCUAUAUGGCCAGAGUGGCGCCCUUGAUCCCAAUUUCGCAGGCUAUCUCAUGGAGAGUACAUUCUUCCUGCUGUUUGCAGCAGUCCAGUAUACAGACGCCGCACAGCGAGGCUGGACGAUAAGCAAGCUCAAAGACGUCGAACGCAGAUGUGGAUGGCGUACGUCAGGCGCCAUUGCUGGCGCUUGCGAGACUGCUUGGGAACGGAUGGGCCAAGCAGGAAGAGGUCCUCCAUACGAGCGAACUCUUGAUCCCCACAGCGAGGACAUCCGCAUGAGCAGAACAUCAGCAAAGUCAUCUCCAUCAAGUGGAGAGGCGUCGGAUGCUGCCGCCGAACAACAUGAGUCUGAAUUUGUGACCCACGAUCGCAGCCUUAUUGAUCGGUCCAGCUCUACUCGUGUGCAUUGGGCGCUGGGCUUGCUUUCCGUGGAAGAGGACAUCGAAAGGAUGGCCCUGGAGGACAAGUAG
This is a messenger RNA of Fonsecaea multimorphosa CBS 102226, 3315 nucleotides long. RefSeq lists its product as uncharacterized. Bases 1 to 3315 code for a protein of 1104 amino acids. Gene Ontology annotation, cellular component: nucleus. The transcript has 4 exons. NCBI's taxonomy places the organism in Eukaryota, Fungi, Ascomycota, Eurotiomycetes, Chaetothyriales, Herpotrichiellaceae. The record is from RefSeq and is a predicted model, not a curated record. Gene Ontology annotation, biological process: positive regulation of transcription by RNA polymerase II. Gene Ontology annotation, molecular function: zinc ion binding; DNA-binding transcription factor activity, RNA polymerase II-specific; transcription cis-regulatory region binding.